AUGCCACAUAGUGACCAAGCCAGAAGAAGAAAAACCUUGUUUUCAAAUUCAGUGUAUCCCAAGAACCACGACGAAGCAGGUACGUUCGUGUGUGAAAAAAACAAAACCAUGAGCACCCAGACCAAUUUCAAUUCUUCGACAACGGUGAAUUUAGGUAAAUCGCCCAAUAAGGUGCAAGUUUACAGGGAAACUCAAACCCAGACCAGCAAAACUGUGAUAUCAUUAGAUUGCCCCAAAAGCAGUGUUGGUGACUUCUCCCCUGACAGUUUGAGUCCCAGAUUCGAUAACUACAAAGAGGAACUGAGCCCUAGAAGCAAAAACGAUAAAUUCCCUUUCAGCCUUCACAGUUUCCGCAGCCCUAGGUACAACUUUGGGAAACAACGCGAUGAUAUAACUCCACAGCAGAGCAAGAGAAAUCAGGAGUGUUCGACGAACCCAGAAGAUUCGGCUGAUAGACCACUCCAGCUUGGUUCCAACCAAGGUUUUACUGUAAAGGAAAAAAUGACCAAAGGGCAGAACGCGAGCAGUUCGAGACUUGCUUCGUCAAGCAAGAAACUUCUUACUCCUCGAGCACUAGAUCCAUCACCAGUUUAUCUAGAAAGUAACUUGGAUAAGGAAUGUGAAACAGAGAAAGCGACCAAAUGUUGCGGGGACGUGUUAGAUCCUCAGCCUACUGGGAGUAAACUCAGCACUGUACCAUCACACAAGAGGAAACAGGCUAUCAAUUAUCUGGACCAGUGCGAAGGUUGCCACCAGUGCGAAAUGUGCGAGAAAAGACAGAAGGAACUGAUGUCUGGAAACGUCUUGACGAAAACGUUCUUGGAGAAGAAUCGUAGCAAGAUACGAGGGUACUCGUAUUCUGACAGAACUAACUACGGUAGCAGUAAGCUGAAGAGUCAGUCCUACGUGGAGAGUCUCCAGUUAUCCAUGGAAUCACCUCGCAUGCGUGGAAAAACUAGGAUACCCGUAGCAAGAACAGCCAUGAAAAAUGCGGAUGAAAAAUAUACGGAGUGUACGAGGCCGCUUCAUAAUCUUUGCCACCCGUCAUUGGCGAGCAACUUGGACGAGAUCUCGCAGAUGGAAAUGAAGGCAAAAAGCUACUCUUUCAUGUCUCCGACGAUUUCCAGCGAGCGUAAAGACAAGAGCAUCGAAAUCAAGUGCUUGGGGAAGCUUAUAUCACCGACUCGAAGAGGCAGGUCCACCAGCCCAGAACACGAUUUCAAAGCCGGCGAUGCUGGUAAAGUUCCCUACAUCGACAAAAGUGACAUUACAUUUGACAAAACCAGGAAGGAGUCCAAGCUCAGCGUAAAAUCGUCUUGUAAUGAAACAGCUUCCAAUACCUCAACUGGGUCUACGGAAAAUGCACUUUUCCAGGCGAUCGGAAAACUCAGAGACGAAAACUGGAAUACUGCGUUGCGAGGCCUAGCCGAGGUAGUAGAAAUAUGCAGACUGGUAGAUUCUGAAUUGGUUUUUCCUCACAUGACGAUCAUAAAUCAGAGACUGGUCGAGCUGAUCAAGAGUCCCAGGUCACAUGUUUGCAGGACCUCCUGUCAGGCCGUUGGACACCUUUUCGAAUUCAUCAAAGAUACAAGAAGACCGGAGUUCGACGAGCUGGUAGACACGCUGCUUUGUAAGUGCGCCGACUCCAACAAAUUCAUCCGGCACGACGCCAACUUAGCCCUCGACUGCAUGGUGACGCACAUGCCGACCUUCCACUCGGUGCGGGCGGUGACGUCCAAGGCACCCGAUCACAAGAACCCUUUGGUGCGCACGGCGGCCGCCCGGCUGCUCGUCUGCGCUUUGGUCCUGCACGGGCCGCCCAACGUGCUGCACCCGCAGAGCAACGAGUACACCAGGCGCAGGGUGGUCCACAACAUGGUCAAGUUCAUGGAGGACAGAUACGGGGACGUCAGGAAGUAUGGUGAACGGAUCUACAAAAUGCUGAAUAAAGACAGGACAUUCGAGUUAUACCUGAAUCGAUAUCUCGAACGAGAUGUUGUUAACAAACUGAGGCAUACGUUCAGGACAUGA
This is a messenger RNA of Phaedon cochleariae (mustard beetle), 2031 nucleotides long. The record is from the annotation of a GenBank genome assembly. NCBI's taxonomy places the organism in Eukaryota, Metazoa, Arthropoda, Insecta, Coleoptera, Chrysomelidae.